UGAGAGCGUUUAUAACAGCACGUCAGCCGCUGGCAUCAAUCUCUGCUCUCAGUCCGACGCUGCGCUCCGUGCACUGAGGAUACCCCGGUGCUUCUGGACUUUAGGGACGCUUUGUAACGCUUUUGCCUUGUUUUUGUGGGAAUUACAGCUGCGAGCAACAAACGCUGCGUAAAGAUGCUGCUGCUACUACUGGGAAUCAUCUUCCUGCACGUCGCUGCCCUUGUGCUUCUGUUUGUGUCUACGAUUGUCAGCGUAUGGACAACUGGACAGUCUGGAACUUCGGACUUAUGGCAAAACUGCUCUUCUACCAAUGGCCAAUAUUGUGUCCCUGCUUCAGCUGGUGAGUGGAUCCAGGCGGUGCAGGCCCUCAUGAUCCUCUCCAUCAUCUUCAGCUGCCUGGCCCUCUUCCUCUUCUUCUGCCAACUCUUCACUCUGCAGAAGGGAGGACGUUUCUUCCUCACCGGAGCCUUCCAGAUCCUAGCCAGUCUGUUUGUGAUGAGCGGCGCCAUCAUCUACACUGUGAUGAGCCCGGAGUGGGUGCCCUCUACAGACUCGUUCGGGUACUCCUACAUCCUGGCCUGGGUGGCUUUCCCUCUGGCUCUGAUCAGCGGAAUCAUCUACGUCAUCUUAAGGAAGCGAGAAUGAGCCCCCCGAGAGUUUGAAACCAACCCAAACCCCAAACGCCAUGUGACCCCGCGCUCUCGUUCAGGCCCUCACGCCAUUGGCUGAUUGAACGGUGACAUCACAGACAGGGGUAUAUCAGAUUCACCAUGGAAACCAUCUCCAAAACCCAACGAUGAAGGAUGUAAAUAGUAUCUAUGGUUUAAGACCUAUUUAUAACACUUUUUACAUAUAUGUACAUAGUUUGUGUUGCUCUGAUACUGAUGUAUGAGCUUUGUUUUAGCGGAUUAAGUGCCUCAGUGUUUGUCUGUAACAACUAAAUCAUUUUAAGCUUCCUUUCGUUUUUUUUUUUUUCUUUUUUCGCCAAAAAGUGAACUGUCAUUACUGAACUCAUUAACCAAAAUGCAUGAUAAGAACUACUUGUUUCUGGCGUAAUUGAUUUUAAGGGUUGCCAAGUUUUCUUUUUUUUUUCUACCUUCAACAAAAUGGUGCUAUGUAUUUAUCAUUCCUAUCAGUACAACAGUCACCGCCGCGUUGCCCUUAAUCUAAAAAUCAGACGAAAGUGCAAUUGUGUAUUUAGUGCUUUGGGAAUAUGACUUAAUAUUUUUAAUUGCAAUACUGUACAAACUUACGUAGUAGCCUUUAAUGUCAGUAUUAUCGCAAAUUUUGGAAUAGAUUUGAAAUUAUGAACUGUAAUAAUAACUUUGAUUCGGGCAAACUAUACUAGGUUAUACCAAAAAUUAACAGUAGGGGGCAUUCUAGUUGAAAGCCAUACCAGAUUAUAGAGAUGUUUAUGAAGUAUUAUUAUUAUUUAAAGGGCUCAGAACUGCAGGAAUCAAGCAACUAUUUGUUUAACAUACUUGAAGUUUGACGUGAUGCAGUCUCUGGCCCCAUGUGUUUCUGCUACUGUAAAAUUCACUGUUUAUAUGUCGCCGUAGUAACAGAUGUUGAUGUCAAAACUCUCACUCAAUAAAACUAUGAUCACUAUUUCUCGGCUUCUACGAUAAUGUGUUCGCGACUGCUGUAAAUGGACUGAGGCCGCACUAACGACUAACGCAUCGAGAUUUGGGAUUGUCUUGUUUUAAAUGGGAAUUUGCAAUAUUUGCCUGGAGAAAAUAAGAGAUCACGGGAAAAAAAUUUGUGAAAAAGUUGGUGAAUUAAAUCGUGUUAAUGAUCCAAUGUUGUUAUGAUUAGAUUUUCGUGUAUUUUGGAGACUAAUAAUGUUACAGAUGUUUCAAAAUACAGCUUACUUACAGUGCAGUCGUUUUAAAGGUGCACUAACCUUUCUGGUAGGGGGUCCACUACAUGCUUGUCUCUCGGGAGUGGUUCUAACUUUGCUUGGAAUGUUCCACAGUGUUAAAUGAUUAAACUGAUCAAGCAUUCA
Molecule: messenger RNA, 2005 nt
Organism: Boleophthalmus pectinirostris (great blue-spotted mudskipper)
Lineage: Eukaryota; Metazoa; Chordata; Actinopteri; Gobiiformes; Gobiidae
Gene: pmp22b
Product: peripheral myelin protein 22b
Exons: 5
Coding region: 175-645 (156 amino acids)
Cellular component (GO): plasma membrane
Source: RefSeq, a predicted model, not a curated record